Molecule: messenger RNA, 1305 nt
Organism: Xenia sp. Carnegie-2017
Lineage: Eukaryota; Metazoa; Cnidaria; Anthozoa; Malacalcyonacea; Xeniidae
Exons: 9
Coding region: 494-1258 (254 amino acids)
Source: RefSeq, a predicted model, not a curated record
AGCAUUUCAUACGUAAUUCAAACAAGAUGCCAUGAAAUACCAAUAAAGACAUAAUAUUUUAGCUAGCAAUAGCUGCUCAUCUCACCUUUAUAAUGUCUGGUCAUUACUUCCAUACAUGUCCUUUUUAGAGAUACCAAUUUUCGUUUCAAGCUACAUGGUCUUAAUUUAUUUCGGCCAUAUGCCAUGGUCUUAGUGUUUUGGGUAUCCUCACGGGGGAUGCCCAAAACACUAGUGAUUUAAGUACGGGGAUACCCAAAACACGGGGAUACCCAUAUCACUGUGACACCGACCAUGCCGACCCUGCGAGUUGCCCUUCUAUAUAUUCUCUAUUCUAUGGUGUCGUGAUGAUGAAGAUGCUCAGUGAAAGUAAAGACGGAUUUUGAGGUAACAUUGGAAGAAUGUAGGGAAAUAUUUGUCGUCGUUAAGACUUCAGUGAAAAUGUUUUCACAUGCUGCAAUGGUAAGGUUUUAUAACAAUACCAUUCCUGCUGUGCAUGUCAUUCCUGUUCAAGCUCAAAAUUUAUUUGCAAAUGGACCAAAUAACUGUGAAACAGUUUACAAACAAGGUUCUUGCUGAAAGAAAUGGAAUUAAAGUUGUUGAUCCUGAAGUUCAUCCUAAUAUUGAAAAUGGACUCAAUGAAAUGCCUGUGGUUGCACUGAAUUUAUCUGCUGAUGCUGCUGAGUUUUUUCCAAGAUCCCCAGCAUCCUCAUCUGAAGAGAAAUUGGUUUACAUGGUUCCACAACUCCAAGAAGAGCAGAAACUGCAGGCUCAGAUAUUACAGGAUUGCAUAAAUGAUCAAAAAGAAAGCGAGGCAAAAAAUGCUAGUCUGCAUAAAGAGAAAUCCAUGUUGCAGAAAGCAUUUAAAGCAGCGACAGAUGAAUUAAGAAAAUGUCAAGAAAGAAAUACUAUGCUGAGCAAGGAAGUCAACGGUUUGGCUGACAGACUUCUAGAAUCCGAACAAACAAAUGCCAGCGAUGAAGUAAUGAUGUCAUGCUCGUCUAAGGAAAUGAAAGACGUCAAUUCUGGAAAACAAAUGAUCAUAGAGGAGGAUUAUGAAACAAACGCUGAAGAAAAAACCUCUUCUUCAUCAAUUCCAAAGAAAAAUGAAACAGAAAGAGGAACCAUAAUGGAUAUAUUGGAUGAUGUAAUUUCUGACUCAAACAUUGAGAAUGAGUAUAGUAACUGGACUGUGGCGAAGAAAAAAUUAAAGGUUGUACAGCAUCGAUCCCACAUAAAGACGAGGAGAGAAAUGUUUUGAAAUCAAUCAAACAAAGUAAUAUUGGUAACAUGGCACGGACAAAGAUG